ACUCAAAUUUCUAUAUUACUUUGAUUGAAAGAAAACACCAUGAGAGUUUUGAGCUUAGCCAUUAGGGUUUUGGUGUUCAUCUUGUUUGUGGGGUGGCUUUUUAUUUGGUUCAUGAUGCCCACUAAUACUUAUAGACAUCGAUGGCUCCCCAAAAUUCAAGACAAGAGUCGUCAUUCGUCCUAUUUUGGAUCCGAGGGAACUUCUCUUUUGAUGUAUACGUUCCCCAUUUUGUUCAUUGCUGUUUUGGGAUGUGUUUAUGUUCAUAUUGAACGAAGAUGCAAAGAACAAAACGUGAAAAUUAGAGGAAAUGAUAAUGGUUUGGCGAUGUGGAAGAGACCCGGGUUCGUGAAAGGGCCACUCGGGAUUGUGUCGUGGACAGAACUUGCGUUGCUGGCUAUGUUUGUGGCACUUCUAGUUUGGUCAUUUGCUACAUAUUUAAACAAUAGCUACCACAACGAGAAUGAGUGGGAAAGUAGAUUGGGAACUGCAGCGUAUUGGCUUGGAGUUGUUGGGAAUAUUUGUUUGGUGUUUUUGUUCUUUCCGGUGGCACGCGGGUCGUCGUUACUGCCGUUGCUUGGCCUCACGUCGGAGAGUAGCAUUAAGUAUCAUAUAUGGCUCGGUCAUAUGACGAUGGCGUUCUUCUCCGCUCAUGGAAUCGGCUUCGUUGUCUAUUGGGCUGCUACUCAUGAUCUUUCUCAAAUGCUUGAAUGGGCUAAAACAGAUGUAUCAAACGUAGCAGGAGAGGUAUCAUUAGUGUGUGGACUCAUAAUAUGGGCAACAACAUUCCCUAGCGUCCGAAGGAAGUUCUUUGAGCUCUUCCUCUACACUCACCAUCUCUACAUUCUCUUCAUCGUCUUCUUCAUCUUCCAUGUCGGCAUCUCCUACGCCUGCAUUAUGCUCCCUGGUUUCUACCUCUUCCUCCUCGACCGCUACCUCCGCUUCCUCCAGUCCCGCCGCCGUGUUCGCCUCCUCUCUGCUCGCCUCCUCCCCUGCAACACACUCGAGCUCAACUUCUCCAAACACCCAGGAUUGAAGUACACCCCUACGAGCACUCUGUUCCUGAACAUCCCCUGCAUCUCGAAGCUCCAAUGGCACCCGUUUACCGUCACAUCCCACGCUGACUUAGAACCAGAGACACUCUCCGUCGUCAUCAAAUGCGAGGGAACAUGGUCCACCAAGCUUUACCAGACGCUUUCUUCGCCAUCCGCCAUUGAUAACCACCUCCAAGUCUCCCUCGAAGGCCCCUAUGGCCCUGUUUCCACUUCCUUCCUCCAAUUCGACUCUCUUAUUAUGAUCAGCGGCGGCAGUGGCAUAACCCCUUUCAUUUCCAUAAUCAGACACCUCAUUCAUAACUCCAAUUCCCAUCAACAAAUCCCCAAACUCCUCCUUAUCUCCGCCUUCAAAAACUCCUCCGAGUUGACCUUCCUCCACCUCCUCCUCCCACUCUCUGGCGCCAACACUCUGGAGAAUUUCCAAAUCGAGGCCUAUGUGACGAGAGACAAAUCCCCUAAAGACGAAAACCCACAAUUCAGAACGGUGAUUUUUAAACCCCAUGAAGGGGAUUCCCCUGCGACGGCGAUUUUAGGGCCCAAUGGAUGGCUAUGGCUAGCGGGGAUUAUCUGUUCAUCAUUCGGGAUUUUCUUGGCUCUAAUGGGGAUUGUGACAAGAUAUUACAUAUACCCAAUUGAUGGGAAUUCAAACGAUGUGUUCAAUUUGAGUUUGAGGUCGUUUUUACACAUGUUGGGGCUGUGUUUAUGCAUUGUCAUAGCGGCGACUGCGGCGGUGAUUUGGAACAAGAGGAAACUAGCGAAGGAAGGCCGGCAGAUUCAGAACGUCGAAGGGACUACGCCGAAUGCGUCUCCAUCGGCAAUGGGAUUUGACAACGUUGGCGAGAUGGAAUUGGAGAGCGUUCCAUUUGAAGCUCUUGCACAAUCUGUUCAUGUUUAUUAUGGGGAAAGGCCCAACCUUCCAAGAAUUUUACUAGAACGCAAAGGGGAAAACGUGGGAGUUCUUGCAUCAGGCCCCAAGAAGAUGAGGCAAGAAGUUGCAGCCAUUUGCGGCUCUGGUUUGGCUCCAAAUCUCCAUUUUCAGUCCAUCAGCUUCACUUGGUGAACAAUAAUCCAAUACCCAUAACAACCUUCUAAUCAUAUGUGUUUUUGUUUUUGUGUUUUUGUGUUUUUUUUUUUUUUUGGUUUUUUGUGUCAAGUGAAGAUGAAAUGUCUGAAUUAGUUUGUUUCACUUUUUACAAGCAUUUAAAUCGUUUCAUGAAAACGCGUUCCGGUCUAUGUUCCACA
Molecule: messenger RNA, 2294 nt
Organism: Cucurbita pepo subsp. pepo (vegetable marrow)
Lineage: Eukaryota; Viridiplantae; Streptophyta; Magnoliopsida; Cucurbitales; Cucurbitaceae
Source: RefSeq, a predicted model, not a curated record